Molecule: messenger RNA, 1725 nt
Organism: Malus domestica (apple)
Lineage: Eukaryota; Viridiplantae; Streptophyta; Magnoliopsida; Rosales; Rosaceae
Product: nudix hydrolase 19, chloroplastic-like
Biological process (GO): NADP+ catabolic process; NAD+ catabolic process
Cellular component (GO): cytosol
Molecular function (GO): metal ion binding; NADH pyrophosphatase activity
Source: RefSeq, a predicted model, not a curated record
AUCUGACCGCACCGGGCACCGGCAGCUCGGCAGCUGUGCGUCUCAAUCAGUGACAGUUGUCGUCACUCCAGCCUCGUAGUCACCACCUACCUCCGUUCGCUUUCCCUCUCUCUCCUCGAAAACCGCCACCACCCAAUGGAAGCAUGGUCAAGUUCUCUCUCCUCUCUUCUUCCACUCACUUCCUUUCUUUCUGUAGAAAAUCCACUCUCCACAUCCUGUCCAGAAGAGCUCUUUGUUCCGCCUCCACCGCCGCCGCCGACACGAUGUCCAUAAACCUCCAGUCCCACGCCUUCGCCGGCAAUCCCCUGCUAACCAAGACCCCAAGUCCCAGCGACCCUUUUUCACCAUCCCAAGCGCUCGAGACCCUCAAGACCCAACUUUUGGAAGGUGCCCAAUUGCCCUCUUCCCUCAGCUUCAAGGUUCUGCCUUUCAGAAAGGGCAGGCCUUUAGCUUCCUCCGGCGGUGGUGCCGGCGAUUCCGCGCCAAAUUGGCAUCUGGGUUGGAUCAGUUUGUUUGAGUGUAAAGGUUUCCUGACUAAUUGUGGGGUCCAGCUGAGUGGAGAAUCGCUGGUGUAUCUGGGUUCCCGGCCCGAAGACGACCUCGUUUAUUGGGCCAUUGAUGUUUCCGCUGAUAGUGAGAGUAGCUUGGUUGCUGAAUUGGGUAGCAAACGAUUGUGUUUUGUUGAGCUGAGGACGCUUAUGGUGGCUACUGAUUGGGGUGAUGCCAGGGCUAUGAGGGAAUUGGCUAUUGCUGGACAUGCCAGGGCUUUGCUAGAAUGGCAUAGUAUAUCACAAUUUUGUGGACAUUGUGGAGAAAAAACAGUCCCCAAGGAAGCUGGGAGGCGGAAGCAAUGUUCGAGUGAGCUGUGCAGAAAGCGGGUCUACCCUCGUGUUGAUCCGGUUGUCAUAAUGUUAGUCAUUGAUAGAGAGAACAACCGUGCUCUAUUAAGUAGACAAUCUCGAUUUGUACCUCGAAUGUGGAGUUGCUUAGCUGGUUUUAUAGAGCCAGGGGAAAGCUUAGAAGAAGCAGUGAGGAGAGAAACAUGGGAAGAGACUGGUAUUGAAGUAGGAGAAGUUGUCUAUCAUAGCUCUCAGCCAUGGCCUGUUGGACCAAAUAGCAUGCCAUGUCAGUUGAUGGUUGGGUUCUUUGCAUACGCAAAAUCACUGGAAAUAAAUGUGGACAAGGAAGAGUUGGAAGAUGCUCAGUGGCACAGUAGAGAAGAUGUAAAGAGAGCUUUGGCAUUUGCUGAAUACAAGAAGGCGCAGACAACAGCGGCGUCAAAGGUGGAACAGAUGUGCAAAGGAGUUGAGAAAGGGCAGAACUUCUCUGCCGACUUCAAUGUUGAAAGUGGUGAACUCGCACCCAUGUUUAUACCCGGGCCAUUCGCAAUUGCCCAUCACCUCAUCUCUUCUUGGGUCUAUCAGGAUGCAACAGAUGGUGUCACAGCACGUCUAAAACAAACCAGCGGUUCCACUUCGAAUUUGUAGCGUGGUUCAAUUCAUUUCAUCCGUAGUCCAAAUUCCUGGACUACUUAUCUUUCGAUAAUAAAAGAAGCUUGGAUAUAUGUUGAUUUGGAUGUUAUUCCCUUCGAGAUUCACAUAAUUCGAUCGUUGUAAAAGUGUAUUGUUUAACUUGUCUGAUGACAUUUUGGUUAUCUACUUGUAACUCAUAAAUCUGUGUAUAUGUUUCAAACCAGAAGUUGAUUUUACAAGAAGUUUCAAUUGA